Notolabrus celidotus (New Zealand spotty) is the source of this 3293-nucleotide messenger RNA. RefSeq names its product uronyl 2-sulfotransferase a (gene usta). NCBI's taxonomy places the organism in Eukaryota, Metazoa, Chordata, Actinopteri, Labriformes, Labridae. The record is from RefSeq and is a predicted model, not a curated record. Gene Ontology annotation, cellular component: membrane. The coding region runs from base 452 to 1786 and encodes 444 amino acids. Gene Ontology annotation, molecular function: sulfotransferase activity. The transcript is spliced from 9 exons.
UCUGUCUAGACUUGUCUCUAGUCAAACCCGUCCCACCGACAGCCCACAGACUCCCUCGAUCUCCCCUGAACACUGGGUGGCGCUGUUUUACGCACAGCAAUCAAACUCAAAUCCUGUCUGAGGUGGAACUUUUUCUCUCUUUCCACGUUCAGUAAUCUGACACCCAAAAAGACUCCGAGCAGAAGGAUGGACCCUUAACUCGGGCUGCAGGGACGGGAGGAAAGAGCAGUCGUCCAACGAGCGCAGACGAGAGGGGCCGAGCAGAAGCGAGAACGCUGUGCGCAAAAAAACAACCCCGUGGCUGCGGCAGCUGAGAGAGGAGCAGAUCUGGGUGCCUGCGCGUCCCCCUAGAAAAAGAACUGGCCCCGACGGAGUCAAAUGAUCUCAAAGAGACAAGUUUCACUUUCCACAGGCGGAUGGGUGACUUUCCACGGCGCUUUGUGAGGAGGAGAUGAUGAAGAAUUUCAGCGGCAGUACCCUUCACAGCAACAACCAGACUCCAAACCACAUCAGAGAGCGAAACAACAGAAAGUACAGCAGCUUACUCUCUGCGAUACCGUUGCGAUUUUCCCUGCGAGGUUAUGGUUUCUGCAUGGCUACGCUCUUCUUCUUCUGUUUCGGCUCCCUUUUUUAUCAGCUGAACGGAGGACCCCCGAAAAUCCUGCUGGACAUCCGACAGUAUCUCGGGGUGUGUGGGAAAAAUCACUGGUCAGUCAAAAUGGCCGCCGGCAGGCUCUUUAUCCAUAAGGGCAGGCUAGCAAGACAGCUGGUGUCGUGCCCUCAUGUCCACAAGGCGAGACGAGGUGAAUCCACAUAUCUUGAUGACCACGGGCCCCCUCUUCCAAGAGUGCUCCCAUUCCCCUCCCAGGUGGUGUACAACCGUGUGGGGAAGUGCGGUAGCCGGACGGUGGUCAUCCUGCUGAGGUUACUGGCAGAGAAACACCAGUUCAACCUGGUCUCCUCAGACAUCCACAACAAAACACGCCUCACCAAACAUGAACAGGUGGAUCUCAUGAAGAACAUCAGUAACAUCCCACAGCCUUUCCUCUAUACGCGGCAUGUUCACUUCCUUAACUUUACCAGGUUCAGGAUAGAGCAGCCCGUCUACAUCAACAUCAUCCGGGACCCCAUCAACCGGUUCCUCUCCAAUUACUUCUUCCGUCGCUUCGGUGACUGGAGGGGUGAGCAGAACCAUCUCAUCCGCACGCCGGGGAUGAAGGAUGAUGAGAGAUAUCUGGAUAUCAAUGUGUGCAUUCUAGAAAACUAUCCUGAGUGCUCAAACCCUAGAGUUUUCUACAUUAUUCCCUACUUCUGUGGACAGCAUCCUCAAUGCAGGGAGCCUGGAGUUUGGGCUCUUGAAAGGGCCAAACAAAAUGUCAUGGAGAACUACCUCCUCGUGGGUAUCCUGGAGGAGCUGGAGGAUGUUCUCCUUCUGUUGGAGAGGCUCUUACCUCAUUACUUUACUGGAGUACUCAGCAUCUACAAGAGCCCUGACUACAGGAAAAUGGGAAACAUGACAGGCACCGUACGCAAACACACGCCCACUUUAGAAGCCCUGCAGGUACUCUACCACCGCAUGCGCUACGAGUACGACUUCUACAAUUUCAUCCGCGACCAGUUCCACCUCAUGAAGAAAAAAAUUGGCCUCAAGUCAGUCUCCCAGCCCACAGCCUACUCACCUGCUUUCCUCAAAGAGCUGGCCCUCCGAACCCCAGAGCCUCUGGAUGAAGACGAGGAGCUGGACACAGACCUGGAGGAUGCCAACAGCUGGCUGGUCCAUCCCUGAGGGCUGUUUGACAAACAGUGGAUGUAGCCAAAAGGAGCUAAUUGGCUAGAAUUGGCUGGAAAAAAGCUGGAGGCAGCCUGUGGGCAAAAGGGGGAGCAGUCCCCAUCUUUCAGCAUUCCCUACAAAAAGUGAGGUGUGUUUUGGAGUUUGUGUGGAUCCUGACACUCGUGUUUGCACGGGCACUGCUUUCCAAUUGCAAAAGACUCUGACUCAGCACCAAGGACUAUAGGGUUGGGUGUUAAAGGACAAAAUGUUCUAUUUAAUAAUAUACCAAGAACAAUGGGAAACAAUGCAACGCUCAAUGUGCUUGAUCAAGUUUAAUUUGAACUUGUUUUUGGGUACCCUUUAAUAAAAAAGCAUCAGUGCUGUAAUCUCCAGGAGAGAUUAAUGCAAGUUUGGAUGAUUUCAUGUGUUGGGAAAUAUUCUAAGUUUGUUGCUGCAGCAGAGGACCUCAGAGACAUUGACCAUGAGAGAGGAUUGUUCUAUGAAAGGGUGAAUGUCCUUAAAGCUGGAAUGGGAGAUGGUAUCCACAAAUAAAGAAGUACCAAAACCCUUUUUUGUAUAUUAGUUAUCUAGGACUGUUGUAAGUGCCAAAUCUCACUUAAGAGUUCCAGGAACUGGCAGGAACCUUUGUCAGUUGUGACGGUAUUGGUUGAAAGAGUUUGUUUGAGUUGUUAGAUAUUAUUAGGUAUAAAUGAGGGUUAAACGGUAAGCACUCGGUUAUGAAUUCAGAGAAUUCCAACAAAGUGUGCAUGAAUGAUCAAGUUUGACCAGUGUAUUUUAGCAUAAAUUUAUCAUUUUGAAGGGGUAUUUUGUUGGGAAAAUGGGCUUGAUUUGAAGUCAAACACUUAAAAGAGCAUUUAUGGCGCAUAAUUUGUUUAACCCAAAGUUUAAAAGUUUGCCAAAUAUCGGUGUUUCUACUGCAAUGCAUUGCGAAACUGUACGAAUAUACUGCACUUUUUCUGAGGUGACUUUUCCAGAAAUUCAGCCGCCAAAUGGUCACGAAACUGGAAACUAAAUUGCCUUUAAGUUCAAACCGGAUAAUCUUACUGUUUAAAGGUUUGUUUUUGUGUUGCUAGUCCAAGCUGACACUAACUUUAUUUCUCCAGCAGCUAUUCAGAGUGCAUGUAUUUUUUUAUUACUCAUGUAAAACCAUCCAGAGAGCAGUAACCAUAAGCUAACGUGUGACCAUCAUCCUAAUACUUCUCUCUAUACCAUCCUAAUCUCUCUUCAUUGUUCUGGUUUGUGUUCCGUGUUUCCUUAUUUUGCCAGUUUUAUUUAUUAUUUUGUAUUCAUUUGCAUUCCAGAAGAGAUUCUCAGGAAGGAAAAAAAUGUUUAAUAACUUGAUCAUUUGUAUCUUUUGGUUUCUGGCGGCUAUGAAACUACUUUUUUGGCAUUUAAAGUGUGUUCAGAAAAAGUUUAUAUCAACAGCUGAAAAACUGGUUAACAAUAACUGAUGCAGUCCAUAAUUUUACCGUCUUCAAAUAAAUGUCCUCUAACUAUUGCA